AUGGAGAGCCCAUUCCAGCGUCGCCCAUUGUCGACUGCCGCCACGUCGUUUGUGCACGCCAUGCCUCACCCAUUCUCCAAGCCCGAGGGCCUCCCUCUGCCCACCGGCGCCCGCCGCUCGGCGGCACCACGCUCAACUUCGCCGCUCCUCCGACGACGCUGGGUCCUGGGUCUGAUGGCCAUUGCGACGAUCAUGGUCUUUUCGUUGAUGACGAGCUCGCACACGUACGACGUGGGGCUCGAUGACCACGACACUGUGGCUGCGGGCCAGCGGCGCGCCCCAGUGGCUGUCGACCCGACCCGCUACGGCACGCCAGGCAGCAAGGGCGGCUACGAGCGCGAGCAGAACGUCUUGGACGAGGGAGACAUCUUGUCCGAAAACGAGUUGGCCGUCGACAGCGAGAUUGAGAUUCACCGUACGCCCGAGGAGGCGGCGGCAUACGAGGCCGCGCAGGUCAAGGCGGCCCAGGACGCCGAGGACACCAAGACGGCGCAGCUGCGCGUCCUCAUCUGGUGGCUGUACAACCACGGCGAGUUCCCGGAGAGCUACGGCGGCGUGCCCUCUGCCGAGGCACUGGACGGCAUGGGCGCCGACGGCCUCGAGAAGAAGCUGCUCGCCCUCGACGACACGUCCGAGUUUUACGAGGGCUGGGAGGAGAAUGCCACCCACACUGCCCGCGUCACAGUCUUCUCAAAGAGCUACUGCCCCUACUCGCGCAAGGCCAAGGGUAUCCUCAACCAGUACCACAUCAGUCCCUAUCCCUACAUUGUCGAGCUGGACCAGCGUCCCGACGGACACCACAUCCAAGAUAUGCUCCAGCUCCUCACCGGCCGCCGCACCGUCCCCAACGUCAUUGUCGACUUUGCCUCGUUGGGCGGUUCCGACGAGAUCACCCUCCUCCACGGCGAGGGCGUGCUGCAGAAGCGCCUUGUCAACUACCACCUCAUCACCUAG
Molecule: messenger RNA, 954 nt
Organism: Apiotrichum porosum
Lineage: Eukaryota; Fungi; Basidiomycota; Tremellomycetes; Trichosporonales; Trichosporonaceae
Exons: 3
Coding region: 1-954 (317 amino acids)
Biological process (GO): cellular response to oxidative stress
Cellular component (GO): fungal-type vacuole; cis-Golgi network; Golgi lumen
Molecular function (GO): glutathione disulfide oxidoreductase activity
Source: RefSeq, a predicted model, not a curated record